This is a messenger RNA of Cokeromyces recurvatus, 606 nucleotides long. RefSeq lists its product as uncharacterized. The annotation marks the transcript as partial. NCBI's taxonomy places the organism in Eukaryota, Fungi, Mucoromycota, Mucoromycetes, Mucorales, Mucoraceae. The record is from RefSeq and is a predicted model, not a curated record. The transcript has 2 exons.
GGCAGUUAAGGAGAAAUGUGCAGACAACCUAUGCAGUUGCAUAUCCUUUAGAUGAAUAUAAAAAGUAUAUUUGAUGCUUGCUCUUAACAAAGGAAUGGCGACAUCCUUAAGUUUCAGUCUAAAAUCUUGCUUAACAUUCACCUGAUUCUUGGGCUUAAAAAGUGCCCCUAAAAAAUAUAUAAAUAUUAUUUCUGAUUUCUUAGCGAAGAGGCCUCAAAAAUAGUCAGUUUUGAUUCUUUUGUCAUAUCAAAGAUAUUGAAUAAGUUAAUCAAUAAUCAAUAUAGCUUUGAGUAUUUUGAUAAUGUCAAUAAUGAUUCAAACUCUGUCCAGAUUACAGUACUAUAUUCAUACAUUCUUACGUUCUCCACUAUUUUUCACUUUUAAAUCAUAUAAAUUAUAUUUUCGAAUUCUAUUGAAAAAUGUAUUUUGUAGUGUCAUUGCUUUCAUUAUCGACACAGUUGAUUGAUUUCUGCAGCUACUAAGAUUUGAUAUCAAUUAUAUUGUUUACCUCGUCUUGCUCUUCUAUAAAAGAACCAAAAUGAUUUAGAAGAAUCUAAUCGGUUAUGUUUGUUUCAUGGUCUUGUCUUCAUUUUUCAUCAAGUACAA